Sphenostylis stenocarpa is the source of this 2163-nucleotide messenger RNA. NCBI's taxonomy places the organism in Eukaryota, Viridiplantae, Streptophyta, Magnoliopsida, Fabales, Fabaceae. The record is from the annotation of a GenBank genome assembly.
AUGGAAAUGUUCUUUCAACAACAGGAACCUGUGAUAAGGCGGCCAGGAGGAGAUAGGAUAUAUAAUGUCUUUGACAAUCAGCUUCCUGCUGCUUUGCGGAAGCUUCCAUUUGAUCGGCAUCUUUCUCUCCAGAAUGUAAGGAAAGUGGUGUCCGAGGCUGAUGGUUAUCAACCUCACUUGAUUGCCCCAGAGCAAGGUUACAGGCGCUUGAUUGAGGGGGCUCUUGGAUACUUUAGAGGCCCAGCUGAAGCUUCAGUUGAUGCUGUCAACUUUGUUUUGAAAGAACUUGUAAGGAAAUCAAUAGCUGAAACGAAGGAACUGAAACGCUUCCCAACAUUUCAAGCUGAACUAGCUGCAGCAGCAAAUGAGGCUUUAGAAAGGUUUCGUGAAGAGAGUAAGAAGACAAAUCUUCGACUUGUAGACAUGGAAUCUUCUUAUCUCACAGUGGAUUUCUUCCGGAGACUUCCUCAAGAAGUGGAAAAGUCUGGAACUCCUGCUGUCUCAAACAUUGACCGUUAUGCAGAGGGCCAUUUCAGGAGAAUUGCAUCAAAUGUGUCAUCAUAUAUAGGGUUGGUGGCAGACACGCUUAGAAUCACAAUUCCAAAGGCUGUUGUUUAUUGUCAGGUCAGACAAGCAAAACAGUCUUUGCUAAACCAUUUCUACACGCAAAUAGGGAAGAAAGAGGUACAUUCUGGUAAACAGCUCUCGCAAAUGUUGGAUGAAGACCCAGCAUUGAUGGAGAGGAGACAACAGUGUGCAAAAAGGCUUGAAUUAUAUAAAGCAGCAAGGGAUGAAAUUGAUUCGGUUUCCUGGUACGAAUUCACAGCCUUUAUCAACAAGAUAAGAGGCAAAGACAUGAAAGCCCCGUCUUCUCUGUUCCUCAAAGGUCACGUCUUCCCUUCCUCUAUUUUUCUCCUCACAAACCCCAAACGAACACCUAAUGUAAAAACGCACCCCAUCUUGUACUUAUGUAAAGCCAUCCAAACUAGCUCAUAUGAAAUUUCCAAUGGAAGCUAUCAUCCCACUGUGCAGCACUCAACAGAAAAGAAUACAAUGGAGAAGCCAUAUAGGAAAAUUGAAUCUAUUGGGGCAUUUCAAAAGUUGCCCAUAGUGAUGCCAUCAAUUGACAUUCUUGGAUCUGCACUAAGAAAGGCGAGGAAGGUUUCUCCAACUAAAGGAAUUGCCAACAUUGCAAAAAGGGAGAAAAACAAGGGUGCAAAGCAACUUGAUGCAUUGAUGAAAGAAAUUGCUGUUCCCUUGAGGACGUAUGUGGAGAAUUUUCCUAACAAAACAUACCUUCAUCCUUAUGAAAGAUCUCUGAUUGAGCUGACGCUUGGAGAUGGAUACUAUGAAAUGGUGCUACGGAAGGUAGAUGGUUUAAGGAAGAGGGUAGUGUCUAUUGGAAAGGAACAUGCUUCACAUUGUGCUAAGUCUUCAUCAAAGCGAGAAGCAGAGGAAAGGCUGAGUGAGGGUCUUAAGAAAAUUGAAGAAAUUUUUGCUCAAGAAAGAAAAGUUGUUGAUGAUUUGUUAGAUAUAGCCAAGACUCUCAGAGCAAUGCCUGUAAUUAAUUUGGAAACACCAACUCUCUGCCUUGUUGGAGCUCCUAAUGUAGGCAAAUCUUCUUUGGUCCAUGUACUCUCUACCGGCAAGCCUGAGGUUUGUAACUAUCCCUUCACAACAAGAGGAAUUCUUAUGGGUCAUAUCAUUUUAAACUUUCAGAAGUUCCAGGUAACCGAUACUCCGGGCCUGCUGAGGAGACAUGAUGAGGACAGGAAUAAUUUGGAAAAGUUGACUCUGGCUGUCCUUUCACACCUGCCAACAGCAGUUUUGUAUGUCCAUGACCUUUCGGGGGAGUGUGGCACCUCACCGUCCGACCAGUUUUCAAUAUACCAAGAACUCAGAGAAAGGUUUACUGGACAUUUAUGGCUCGAUGUCGUAUCAAAAUGUGAUCUGUUGAAGACAUCUCCUGUGGUCUAUGCCACAGAUGAGCCUCAUCCCUCACAACUUGAGCUUGUAAACUACCGGAAAUCAGGUCCCGAUGGAGCGAUUAAUGUAUCUGUAAAAACACAAGAAGGGAUACAGGAGUUGAAGCAGAGAGUGCAUGAACUGCUUAAUUUGCAGAUGACCAAGAUAACAGUUACUAGUAACAACCAGGAGAAGUGA